AUGUCGGUCGUCUCUCUCCUGGGCGUCAACGUCCUCAACAACCCCGCCAAGUUCACCGACAAGUACGACCUCGAGAUCACCUUCGAGUGUCUCGAGCCCCUGGAGAAGGAUCUCGAGUGGAAGCUCACCUAUGUCGGAUCCGCUACUUCAGACCAGUAUGACCAGGAGCUCGACUCCCUCCUCGUCGGCCCCAUUCCCGUCGGCGUCAACAAGUUCAUCUUCGAGGCCGACGCACCCGACACGAAGCGCAUCCCCGAUGCUGAUGUCCUGGGCGUUACUGUCGUCCUCCUGACCUGCGCCUACGAUGGCCGUGAGUUCGUCCGUGUCGGCUACUAUGUCAACAACGAGUACGAGUCGGAGGAGCUGGCCGCCGACCCCCCGGCCAAGCCCAUCAUCGAGAAGAUCCGCCGCAAUGUCCUCGCCGACAAGCCCAGAGUCACGCGCUUUGCCAUCAAGUGGGAUUCCGAGGCCACUGCACCUGCCGAGUUCCCGCCGGAGCAGCCCGAGGCCGAUGCUCAGCCGGACGACGAAGAAUAUGGCGCCGACGAGCUGGCCGAGGAGGACGGCGAGGAUGCUGCCGUCGACACCGAGGCCAAUGGCGAGGCCUCGGCUGCGGCAGCCGUGGGCGGAGAUGCCGAGAUGGGCGGCAUCGACGAGGCCGCCGAGCCUGCUGAGGAGGAUGAGAUGUCCGAGGACGGCAGUGUCGACCUGGAGAACGAGAGCGAAGACGAGCUGGAGGAGGAGGAGGGCGAGGGCGAGGCUGUCGAGGAGGGCGACGACGCUAUGGAGGUCGACGACAAGCCCGCCACCGACGGCAAGGCGGCUCAGCAGGUGAUGGCCCACUAG
Molecule: messenger RNA, 846 nt
Organism: Neoarthrinium moseri
Lineage: Eukaryota; Fungi; Ascomycota; Sordariomycetes; Amphisphaeriales; Apiosporaceae
Exons: 3
Coding region: 1-846 (281 amino acids)
Biological process (GO): nucleosome assembly; DNA replication-dependent chromatin assembly; nucleosome disassembly
Cellular component (GO): nucleus
Molecular function (GO): histone binding
Source: RefSeq, a predicted model, not a curated record